Zonotrichia albicollis (white-throated sparrow) is the source of this 1385-nucleotide messenger RNA. The record is from RefSeq and is a predicted model, not a curated record. NCBI's taxonomy places the organism in Eukaryota, Metazoa, Chordata, Aves, Passeriformes, Passerellidae.
CUGUCUGUCUGCACGGCUGGGCAGUUCUGCACGUCCAAUGAGCUGGAGUACCUGGUGGGGCGUGUCUGGAUCGGCUUUUGGCUCAUCCUCAUUGUGCUGGUCAUGGUGGCCUUUGAGGGCAGCUUCCUGGUGCGUUUCGUCUCCCGCUUCACCCAGGAGAUCUUUGCCUUUCUCAUCUCCCUCAUCUUCAUCUACGAGACCUUUUCCAAGCUGGCCAAGAUCUUCCAGGAGCACCCUCUGCAUGGCUGCCUGAGCAUCAACAGCUCGGCCGAGGCCUGGGGCAAUGGCACUGUGGCCAUGGCCAACACCACAGCCCUGGCCAACAGCCCGGCUGCCCGCGGUGCCACCAAGGUCACGGGGCAGCCCAACACGGCGCUGCUCUCACUCGUGCUCAUGGCUGGCACCUUCUUCAUCGCCUUCUUCCUGCGCAAGUUCAAGAACAGCCGCUUCUUCCCCGGACGGAUCCGGAGGCUCAUCGGGGACUUUGGGGUGCCCAUUGCCAUCCUGGUGAUGGUGCUGGUGGACUACAGCAUCCAGGACACCUACACACAGAAGCUGAGUGUGCCCAGUGGGUUCUCGGUGACAGCCCCAGACAAGCGGGGUUGGGUGAUCAACCCGCUGGGUGUGCACAGUGCCUUCCCCGUGUGGAUGAUGGUGGCCAGCGGCCUCCCCGCCAUCCUUGUCUUCAUCCUCAUCUUCAUGGAGACCCAGAUCACCACGCUGAUCAUCAGCAAGAAGGAGCGGANUGCCACGGCCCCUGGCCUGCCUGUGCCCUGUAAGGGCCCUGACCCUGUCCCCCACUCUGCCCCACAGAGGGAGGUCCUCACCCCCACACCCCCGGCCGGCAUCACUCGCUCCAAGUCAAAGCACGAGCUGAAGCUGCUGGAGAAGAUCCCGGACAACGCUGAGGCCACAGUGGUGCUCGUGGGCUGUGUGGAGUUCCUGGACCAGCCCACCAUGGCCUUUGUGCGGCUGCAGGAGGCUGUGGAGCUGGACGCAGUGCUGGAGGUGCCCGUGCCUGUGCGGUUCCUCUUCGUGCUGCUGGGCCCCAGCAGCACCCACAUGGACUAUCACGAGAUUGGGCGCUCCAUCUCCACACUCAUGUCUGACAAGCAAUUCCAUGAGGCUGCCUACCUGGCCGACGACCGUCACGACCUUCUGAAUGCCAUCAACGAGUUCCUGGACUGCAGCGUGGUGCUGCCGCCCUCCGAGGUGCAGGGCGAGGAGCUGCUGCGCAGUGUCGCCCACUUCCAGCGCGAGAUGCUGAAGAAGAGGAUGGAGCAGGAGCGGAGGCUGCUGCUGGAGCCCAAGUCCCCUGAGGAGAAAGCUCUGCUGAAGCUGAAGGUGGUGGAGGACGAGGCCGAGGAGGACGACGACCCCCUGAG